GGACGCAAGAUCCCUCUUCCACCUGUACACCUUGAUGACUCAAGCUGGGGCCAUCUUAUUGCUCAGCCGUACCCUGGUUCAGCAUGAUUACAAGCCAGCCAUCUUUACUCUUCUCCAUCCCAUCUGACACAUACUGUUCUAACCCUCCGUGUUGCGACUGCCCACGGCCGGAAACUGUACUAACCGCGCUUGGCGACUUGAUAGCAACUUUCGUGUAUCGCAGAACGCUUACCACAGGCUGAACCAAUGCACCAACGA
Molecule: messenger RNA, 258 nt
Organism: Baudoinia panamericana UAMH 10762
Lineage: Eukaryota; Fungi; Ascomycota; Dothideomycetes; Mycosphaerellales; Teratosphaeriaceae
Exons: 1
Coding region: 84-242 (52 amino acids)
Source: RefSeq, a predicted model, not a curated record